This is a messenger RNA of Leptosomus discolor (cuckoo roller), 2055 nucleotides long. The record is from RefSeq and is a predicted model, not a curated record. NCBI's taxonomy places the organism in Eukaryota, Metazoa, Chordata, Aves, Leptosomiformes, Leptosomidae.
GCUAUCAAGUACUAGCUCCCACUGCCUAUUACGAUCAGACUGGUGCCUUAGUAGUAGGCCCUGGAGCAAGAACUGGCCUUGGAGCACCAGUCAGAUUGGUGGCCUCAACUCCUGUUAUAAUCAGUUCUGCAGCAGCACAAGCAGCUGCAGCUGCUUCAGCUGGAGGAACAGCAAACAAUCUCGCGGGAGCCACGAACGGUCUAUUUCGGCCACUUGGUGCCCAGCCACAGCAACAGCAACAGCAAACAAAUAGUAGCCUACAGUCCAAUUCAUUUUAUGGCAGUAACUCUUUGACCAAUAACUCCCAGAGCAGUUCCCUUUUUUCACAUGGUCCUGGCCAACCAGGAAGCACAUCUCUUGGCUUUGGAAGUAGCAGCUCUUUAGGAGCAGCUAUCGGCUCUGCACUUGGUGGAUUUGGCUCAUCAGUUGGCAGUUCUGCAAGUAGUAGUGCCACAAGGAGAGAUUCUCUAUCUACUAGCUCUGACUUGUACAAAAGAUCUAGUAGCAGCCUAGCACCCAUAGGGCAGCCAUUUUACAAUAGUCUGGGAUUUUCCUCCUCUCCAAGUCCAAUAGGCAUGCCUCUGCCAAGCCAAACGCCAGGACAUUCACUUACGCCACCGCCAUCACUUUCAUCACAUGGAUCCUCAUCCAGUUUGCAUUUAGGAGGACUGACAAAUGGUAGUGGUCGCUAUAUUUCUGCAGCACCUGGAGCCGAAGCAAAGUAUCGCAGUGCGGCAAGUACCUCCAGUCUUUUUAGCUCCACCAGUCAGCUCUUCCCUCCUUCACGCCUUCGUUACAGUAGGUCUGACAUUAUGCCUUCUGGACGUAGUCGGUUGCUGGAAGAUUUCAGAAACAAUCGUUUCCCUAAUCUUCAACUAAGAGACCUUGUUGGACAUAUUGUUGAAUUUUCCCAGGACCAGCAUGGUUCUAGAUUUAUACAGCAAAAGCUGGAGCGAGCUACUCCAGCUGAGCGCCAGAUGGUAUUUAAUGAGAUCCUGCAAGCAGCAUAUCAAUUGAUGACUGAUGUGUUUGGAAACUAUGUAAUACAGAAGUUCUUUGAGUUUGGAAGCCUGGAUCAAAAGUUAGCCCUAGCAACACGCAUACGUGGUCAUGUUCUGCCGUUAGCCCUGCAGAUGUAUGGUUGUCGUGUGAUUCAGAAAGCACUUGAGUCAAUCUCACCUGACCAGCAGAAUGAAAUGGUGAAAGAGUUGGAUGGCCAUGUUCUGAAGUGUGUGAAAGAUCAAAAUGGAAACCAUGUUGUACAAAAAUGUAUCGAGUGUGUUCAACCCCAGUCGCUCCAGUUCAUCAUUGACGCGUUCAAAGGACAGGUGUUUGUACUUUCAACUCAUCCAUAUGGGUGCAGAGUAAUUCAGCGUAUUCUGGAACACUGCACUGCUGAGCAGACUUUGCCAAUCUUGGAAGAACUGCAUCAACACACAGAACAGCUAGUGCAGGAUCAAUACGGAAAUUAUGUUAUUCAACAUGUACUGGAGCACGGUCGUCCUGAAGACAAGAGUAAAAUAGUUUCAGAAAUAAGAGGAAAAGUUCUAGCUCUGAGUCAGCACAAAUUUGCCAGCAAUGUGGUAGAAAAAUGCGUAACUCAUGCUUCUCGUGCUGAAAGAGCUUUACUUAUUGAUGAGGUCUGUUGCCAGAAUGAUGGUCCUCACAGUGCCUUAUACACCAUGAUGAAGGACCAGUACGCCAACUACGUUGUUCAGAAGAUGAUUGAUAUGGCUGAACCCGCUCAGCGGAAGAUAAUAAUGCACAAGAUUCGACCCCACAUCACAACUCUGCGUAAAUACACCUACGGCAAACACAUUCUGGCCAAGCUGGAAAAGUAUUACCUGAAGAACAGCGCUGAUCUGGGGCCGAUCGGUGGACCACCAAAUGGGAUGCUGUAAAAGGCAGGCAGAAGUGGGAGGAAGAUGGAAUUGUGAAUGAUCAAAACAUACAACUUAACUAUAAAUGUUCUGAUUUUUUUAAAUCUAUUUAUUGACUUUGUUCAUCCAUUUGUAAAAUUUUUAUUCUUGUGUAUAUUUUUGGGGAGUGAAUUAU